Molecule: messenger RNA, 6528 nt
Organism: Bombyx mandarina (wild silkworm)
Lineage: Eukaryota; Metazoa; Arthropoda; Insecta; Lepidoptera; Bombycidae
Gene: ldd
Product: lipid droplet defective
Biological process (GO): transmembrane transport; lipid transport
Cellular component (GO): membrane; intracellular membrane-bounded organelle
Molecular function (GO): ATP hydrolysis activity; lipid carrier activity; ABC-type transporter activity
Source: RefSeq, a predicted model, not a curated record
UGAAGCAACCUUCGCUUCAGUACCUUAUUGCUGUCCGCGGGUGACAGACGUGUGCUUCCGUUCACAAAUUCACUGGAAACGCAUCGAAAGAACAAAAACGCAUGGUGUUCUGUGAAGUGUGACGGAGAAAUUUUUAAAACGAUUUUUCUUGUUUGAUGUCCAGCACUAGCAGGCAACAUGGCAGGAAGACGGCAGCUACGACUGCUGCUCUGGAAGGACUACCUCAUAAGGAAACGGAAAAUUGUGACACUAGGAGGCAUAGUAUGGACCUUGAGUAUCAUGAUGAUGCUUUAUGUAGUCAGGAUCAACGUGGAUAAUCAGGAUUUUCCGUCAUGUACAUUCCCCGCCAGAGCCCUACCAAGUGCUGGGACAAUCACGUUCCUUCAGUCUUUCAUAUGCAGCGUCAACAACGAGUGCUCACCCAUGGAUGACUACGAGGAGAUUCCUGCAUAUGAAAAUUCAAAGUUAAGUCAAAUAAGAAAGAAGUUGGCUCCGAUUAUGAAUGAAACAGUUCUGGACGUUGUCUCAUCAGUACCGGACGCUUUAAAACUGCUUUCGACCCUGGCAGACGUGGCUGAUGAACCCACUUUCGUCAAUUUCACCAAAAACGGAUUAACAGUGCAAGAUUUAUUCACAAACACAGCGAGAGUGAAGAGGUACGCAGUCAGUCACUUAGGCAUCGACGCUGACGUCGCACAGAGUCUCAUGAAUGCUCAAAUUAAAUUUGAAGGUAUACUUAAAGGGAAUCUGAGAGGGUGCAGUGAAGAAACAAUAGAAAAAGUACUUUUUGUGGGAAAUAAAAGUCAAAUAGAAGCGAUCGCUAAAGGAUUGUGCUCAUUAACCGACAACGAAAUGUAUAAAAUAUUCAUGGAUUUAAUAAUGGAGAUUAAUUUUGGCAAAUACAUUAAAAUGUUUGGUGGAAUGUACUACAAACUGUCAGGAGACAAAAGCAUCACGCAGCUUGGAGACAUGCUCACAUCAGUAGUCCGUAUGAUCAACCUGAAGAACUUCUUACCCCAGGAGAUCAUAAACAUCGCCUACGGAGAUGGAGACUUCAGCUAUUUUGAUCUAGGCUUAAUAACAAAACUAGUAAAUCUAUUCGAAUCCACAUUCGGUGAAACUCAAUCGUUUAAGUCUAUAAAAGAAUUCGCGGAUACAGCCAUAACCAGCAUCAAAUAUUUGGAUAAAAUAAUUUCGAAACAAUUCAGCACUGAUAUCACAAGCAUUGAUAACGAGACCGCCAGUGGUUUGAGGAAAGUCUCCAACAUUCUGGAUGGGGCUGUUAGUAUAUUCGAAGACGAUAUGAAGCAGAAUAAAACAAUAGACCCAUUUAAUGUAAUUUCUCAACUACUAUCAUUCGUUCAAAAAUUUCUACCAGCGAAACAGAAGCACGACAUACUGUUCUAUUCAACAUUAAUGUCAAAAUUAAUUGAAGGCACGCACAAGGUUAUUGACAUCAAUAGGCACUUGGAGAAAAUCACGUAUGACGUCACUCUUAGACAUCCAGAGAGUGUGAAAAUCCUCCUAUCAUUGCCGCCCUAUAUUGUUGGCAAAGCUUUUGAGGCUCUCUCGGAUGCAAACAGAAUACAGAUUCUCACAUCGAAAAUUAAUUUCCCGGGCCAAAUGUUCUGCGACACAAAUAAAAUAGCUGAAUUCUUUGUGAUCUCGAAGAACGAAGCCAGCACAAUAAAGAAACAACUUUGCAGCAACGCUUGGAAGAACUAUGUAUCGGAUUUAAUCAAAUCUUUUGGUAUUUUCGAGGUUAAAAAUAAUAUCAAUAACUUAGCUUCCUUAAUAAUUCAAGAAACUCUGGGGCAAGACACAAGUUCUAAAUUGUAUUCGAUAGAGAAAGACUUCGAAAUUUUGAAGAAUUUUACGAAUACUCUGAUAGGUUUUGACGAAGAAAAGAAGAUGGAAAUACAAUGGAACAAGAUUUUUAAUUUGCCCGAUGAUUCGGAGUUCAUGACCGUGGUCAAACAGAAAAGUCAUCUCGGAAACCAGAUCUUAAUAACCACCCACGGUGCUUUAGCCAAAGAAGUCGUCAAACAGAAUCCAAUACUUGAACUCAAAAUAACUCCAAUAUUAAUAGACAUGACCGCAGUGGUCGAAGCACUUAACGAACAGAUUGGUAGCGCUCCAGCCCAAGUUGUCGCAGCCUUGAAGAACUUGUACGGUGACAUUGUUAUCACCGUUAUGAAAACUGCUUUAAAUGAAGAAAAGACGUACAGCUCUCUAUCGACAGCCAGCAAAGAUAUUUUAUGUAACGGGGUCGAAACUGCGAGGGAUUACUUGGAAUUCCCUGACAACAUCGACAGAGCAAGACUAGUGACAACCCUGUGUGACGCCACACUGGCUAUCGAAAAUGGUUUGAAGAACACAUCAAUCAUAGCCAAAACCAUAAACAAAAUACGAAGCUCGCCCCCCGGUGCGCUCGAUGCCAUAAACUGGACCAAACUAAUAAACGGCAUUAAAAAGCUGUACGUGAACAUUAACAAUGAUUACACGUAUUUAUUCGAUUUCUCGAGCUACGGAAUGGAUGAAGGUACGCGGAAAACUGUGAAGGAACUUCAUUAUGAAGCCGAAGCUUACUGGUUUGGAGUUAGAAACUUACAGAGGAGCUUGCGUUUGAGUGUGAAACUUGGCCUGCGAUUCUUGGACGUUUUAGAUUGUGGCGUAUUCGACAUAACUGACGUAACUUGGUUGAAAAUGAAACAUACUCUGAAAAACGUGAACGGUCCUCUGAAUGUAUUUCAUGAGACAAUUGACGUGGUCUCGGCUAUUAUCAUGGGCAAAGCUUACGCAACAAGCUUGCCACCGAUCACAGUCGAAGCUCUUGGAAUCAUCAUACCUAAAGUGCCACAGUUGAUUGUCGACGCCGUCAAACUCGUUGUACACGACGAAACAGAUGUAGAACCAAUAAUAAACAUAAUGAAUAGCGCACCAACUUGGCCAUGCUCCAACACAAGUUUGUCAGACUUAUUACCUAUUAGCAUCGAGUCUCAGGCUGCGACGAAGAGUCUAGAAAGAUUGUUAUGCUUGGAUGAAGAGCUACAAGCUGAAUGGGUUCAGUAUUUGGAAAUGAAACAGGGUAAAAUACAAAAACUUGACAACUACAACAGCAGCCGCUACGAAAGGAACAUCUUCUUGAACUUCUCCAGAACCUUUGAUUCAUUGAUUGAUGACGUCAUGAAGUUCAAAGACAUGUUCCAGUAUAUUAUCAAUGAUGAAGGAACAGAACACUUAAGUUUGAUGUCUUCUUUAAGAUACGCUCUCGAUUCUCUGAACACUACAGAAAGGGAUGACAUACUUCGGAAAUUCUUCAACAAAUUAGACACAGUCCUGAACUCUAUCAAGACAUCGUCUGUAGAUCGUUUAGUUCCAUUAAACGUCAUCUUGGAAGAUUACAUCAAGUGCAGUAACAACAGGAUAAUAGACGCGGCUUGCAAGGAUACAGGCAGAACUGCGUGGAUGUACACGAUAAGAACUCUGUCAGUUAUCUUCAGUAAUAUCGCUGAUGAUCUGUUGACCUAUUUUAAGGAAGUUAAUGAUCCAGAUUCAAAUUUGUUACAAGUGAUGGGCUUCACGAAGAGCACCGGGCUUUACAUUCUAUACGAUAAGAUAGGCGAUUUCGUCACGGUUCUGUUGAAUUCCUACUGGGAUUACGGAUUUAUGAGUCAGGUUCGUCGAGCAUCUCUUUCUCAAUUUUGGGACUGCGAGGCCGUGGUGUCAGCCUUGGUUCCUCCUGCUGGGAGUACAAUUGAUGCCACCAUUUUACUCAAAGUUCAGCCCUAUAUCUGCCCGUCCUUCAUCUACUGGCUGUCUUUGCCUCGAGGGGAUAAUAAGUUCCUUGACAUCGUAGCUAAGCCGCAAUACUACUUCUACACGAGCGACGCUCGAAACGCUACAAGUCAAUACGAAAGUGCUUUUACAAAGGCUGUAGAACUAGCAAAUUUCAUAUUAAACAUUGCCAAGCAAAACAAAACAUUCAUAAACGAAGACGAAAUAAAAAUGAACAGCCUACAAGGAAAACUAGAAAAAUUCGUCGAUACAAUAUUAAAUUUUAAAAUUGAAAAAUCUAAUCCCCAGUAUAUUCUAUUUAACGAUAUAAAUAAAAAACAAAUUUCCGCCAUGAUUUAUUUAGCUAGAAUCGUUAGUAUGGUCAAUAAAAUGGACGCAGAACUACAGAGAUUUAAUGUAGAUGAGCUACCAGAUAAUAACAUUGACAAGAAUAAAACAAAAGAAGAACUGAAAUAUAUUAACAAUAUGUAUAAAAGAAAGCCUGUGGAUACGAUUUCAUUUCACUAUGAUGUAAUAACGGAUUUACUGUGGGCUAACAAUAAAAGUUACAAUUUAGUCGAAUCAUUCGAAGCAAUGUGUGAAAACUUGAAAAAUGAAAGUAAAAUAAUUUUGGGGGGUCAAAGAAGAACAAAAAUACAAUUCUGUGCACAAGACUAUAAGAUCAUUUUUGAUAAAAUACAAACUGUCGUUGAUGGCGAUUACGAAGCAGCGAGGUUGAGCUUGGAAAAUCUAAUUAACAUUCUUCAGGAUGAUGAUAAGAAGAAUAUAACGGACAUUUACAAAUUCUUCAAUGAUAGAAAACAACUACUCUCUUCUAUAAAGCACAACGUAAAAUACUCGUACGACUUGGGCUUACCUGUAUACUUGAAAUACCUUCAGUCAAACAUCCAGAGCUACAAUGUGAUAACGUCCUUCCUCUCGGGAGGUGACUGGUGGAAUGAGGCUAAGAACAUAUUCAAUGGUCCGUACACUUCCGCAUUCUUCGAUUACGUCGAGAAGAGCUUGGAUGUGGCCAGUGAUGUUCUCUUUAACAUUGAUCGGAUCCAUCUAGUUCGUCUUCUUCGUGAUAUAAACGUGAACGAAACUGACGCGUUUUGCCAGUCCAGUAUCAAUCUAUCCGACUACGUACCAGACAGCACCGGUGCACUCUCCGCCAUGAAGCAGCAGCUCUGUACGAAGAAUGCCAAUGAACUAUUUAAAGAGAUACCACCAUUGCUCUUCGCCGCACAGGGUUACGACAACUCUCUUAAAGUAUCGAAGACUAUAGACUAUGGUAAACUGAGCUCUGACCUGACUACGGUAGAGUCCAAACUUGACCUUAUCAAGGACAUACCCGAAUCACCUCAAAGGCCAUCGUGGGCUACUGAUGACAAGAUUAACAAUCUGAGGAAUGUCGCAGUGAGCAUGCUUUCCAAGGAAUCAUUGACUAAGAUGUCCUUUGGCGUUUUAAGUAAUUUCGUUGAUGCCGGUACACUGUUUCUGAACAAUAGCCAAUGCACUCUUUGUUCUCAAUUGACGUCUUGGUUCAAACAACUGAACCUCCAGCUCUUCAAGAAGGAGGAAUACGAUAUAUUGUUAUGUCAAAUGCAGUCGAUGACCAUGCCCGAGAUAUACAACACCCUGAAGAACAAUUUCCAUUGGGACAUGGCAAUUAAGGAGUUGAUACUAACAAGAAAUUACACGAAAUACGAACUGAAUAAAUCUAUGAAUGAGUUUUUGGAGCUGGUAAAACUACAUCUGCUGGUGGACAUCACCGCGAGCACGACCAGGCUCGGCGAAUGUCUCGCCAGUAAUGUCACUAAAAAUAUAUUCGGUGAUGCUGCGUUAUCAAUAUCAGUCGUGUCAAAAAUUGCUCAUCUCCUACGGUCUGCAUUACCACAUAUACACGAAAUAGAGGGAAUAAAAGACAUUCAAUAUCUAAACCAGCUACACGAUAAAAUUGGUCAUAAAUUAAAUGUUAUGGGACCAUUAAACAAAUAUGUCAAAGCUAAUAGUGAUAUUCACGAGCAGCUUAGUAAAGUCAUUAGUGAUUUGGAUUUUAUUGAUGAAACAGAAGCUUCGGAUGUAAAUCUUAGAUCGAUACGUGAAAUUACAAUGCCUUCAGACGAGAAUAUCAAAUUGAAUACAAUGAAAUGGAGACAAGUUUGCAGUAAACAUAACUGCACCGUCAUAGCGAUGAUAAUCAAAAACAAUUUGAAUGAAACACUCGUUCUAACUGAUCUACCGAAACUUCAAAGCAAGGAAUUUUGGAAGUUUUCGUUCAUGUCAAAUAUAAUUCGGCAUAUUGAGGGCGUGCUGUCACAUGCGGCUCGGUUGUUGGGUGUGGCCAGCGAUCUCGACGUUAAGGGAGUGAUGGAAGGAAAACUUGAAUCGAUAGUCGAUGUGGUGGUUACCAUCUUAAGUGAUGAUAUAGUUCACAGUGUGCUAUAUAGUCUUCAGGGCAUUAUACAAGAAGUACAUCCUUUACUAGCCGGUACCGCUCUGGAAAAUGAUCUGGAAUCUCUUUCUGUUGGAUUGAAGAUAAUGAGCGACUUCAAAAACUAUUUAUUAGAAGAGGAGAAUCUUAAAUUGCAAGUAUUAAAAUACUUUCCGGAUUCUGAGGCCAUGGAAGCUAGUCUGUCUGCGGUUGGCAUCAACAACACAAACUUCUGGUCUCUGGCGGCGCCGAGGAUCCAGGAUGGAUAUCUGGAACUGAAACCGGUUUGUAAUUUGUAGCUGAAUUCAGAAGAU